AUAUGAUUUAUUAUUAAACGAAAAAAAAUAAAAAUAAAUAAGAACUAGAAAAAUAGGAAUGCAAUGGGAUGGGAAAUAAUAUCGGGGAUAAUUUGGUCAACUCAAAUGAGUGACGAACUUUCUCAUCGACCAGAGUACGUCACUGUCCAAUGGCUCUUUCCGUAAAAACAGUGGGAUUUCGAGGUCGGUUUUUUAAUGUGGGGUGGAUAAAAUAGGAAGAGGAGAUGACGAUCAGAUUCAGAUGUGGAUUGUGGAUGUGGAGUGGAGAAACACCGGCUGUUUGUUGGGUGUUACUAAGUAGUCUACUUUACUUUAUUUUACUACUUCCUUGCAAUUACUGUUCUCCAACUCAAAACUCUUAAUGUGAAUUCCCCCAAUUUCUGAACACAUAUAAUAUAUUUUUCAAAAAAUUAGAUUAAAAUAAUACACAAAAUCAGGACCUCCAUAGCCAGAAAGCUUAAAAUUCAUAGUUGGUCUGUCGCGUCUCACUGGCACACAUCUGUUUUCUGUUUGCCAAUUUUAUUUUCUUGAAACAAAGCCCAAGAGAGAUUCUAACCUCAAUAACUUGAUUGGUUCGACUUGUGAAAUUGUACUGUAUUUAUACACAAGUAAUUCUAUUUAUACAUCUAAGUGAAAGAGUGGACUUCAAUGAGUCUUUUAUACAGUCCGAAUUUCAAGCGUUCAGAGGUGGAGAUGGGAAAGAACUACCCAGAAUUCAUGGAUUUGAGCUUCGACCAAAAUCAGGAAGAGAGCUCUACUUUAACGCGUUAUUGCUCAGCUCCGGGCUCCUUUCUGGCGACCCUUAUGGAAAACAGUGGUAAUAAUGAUAACGAUGCUGCUGUUGAAGGUGGAUCUGAGGAGGAUUACCGUGAUUUGCGAUCCUCGAGUCCCGAAGUGGAGACCAUGUUAGAGAGAUUCAUUUCGGCUUGUAAUGGAUCUGACAACAUAGGAGAGAGAUCUUCAAUGAAGCAGGAGCCUAAGGACUACUCCAAAAACGGUUCUCAAGCUCCGCAAAUCCAUAGCAUACAUCGCCUUAAUUCAGUGGACUCUAAUUUGGAGAGUUCGUUCGGUGUUUUCAACUCUAAGGGACUGGUAAAUUCGCUUCAACCUAAGAUGGGUCCUCCAAAUGAUGAUCGCUCAAAUCUUCUUCGGCAGAGUAGCUCUCCAGCUGGGUUCUUCUCCGCUCUAGCUUCUGAGAAUAGUUUUGAUGCGAUGAGAGGUGGCUCUAGAGUCGAUACUCAAUUGAAUUUCUCAUCCGGGUCAGCUUCAUGCUCAAGGCGUAUGCCUCAGAUUUCUGAGAAUGGGAGUGAUGAAGUGGGAAUUGAAAAUGGUGGUGAGUACCUCCCAAGUUUCCCAACGGAUUCUUGGGAUGAAUCAGCAUUCAGUGGCCUCAAAAGGUCCAGAGAUCACAAUGAUGUGAAGAUUUUUUCUACUUCAAGUGACUUUGAAAUGGAGAGCACAGACUUUGGAAACUGCAGCCGUGGUUUGACACAUCAUUUGAGCUUGCCAAAGAAUUUUGAGAUGGCUCCUAGAGAAAAGGUUUUGCAUUUUCAGGGUUCUGUUCCUUGCAAAAUGCGAGCCAAGAGGGGCUACGCUACUCAUCCGCGAAGCAUUGCAGAGAGGAAUAGAAGAACUCGGAUUAGUGAAAGAAUCAGAAGAUUGCAGGAUCUAUGCCCAAAUAUGGAUAAGCAAACAAACACAGCAGAUAUGCUAGAGUUGGUGGUUGACUACAUUAAAGACCUGCAGAAAGAGGUUAAGACACUUUCAGACACAAAGGCCAAGUGUUCAUGUUUAAGCAAAAACAGGAAGUCAUCAAGUCCUUCUGCAUGAUUUGCUCCUGUACAGAGCCGGAACAAUAAUAAAUAAUGAAGAUACUAUUGGCGCGGAGAAAGGAAUUAGUAAGUUGCCAGCUAGGUAUAGAUUGCUUGGGGUCGCUCCUUGUAAAAAUUAUUCCAUGAAAAGAAUAGGAAAUUCGUAAAAAGAACGGAGAGUUUCUUUGUGUUUUCCUGGAGGAUUUCAUGAUAUAAACUAUUAUAUAGCUAGUUCGGUUGAACUAUUUGUUCACAUUGCUUCCCCGACAAUUACAUAAUUCUACUAGCCAAGUUUUUGUUCUUGUUUAUAACUCCCAACCUUAGUUCAAAUAUCAGCCUCGUUGCGAUGUUCAGUUGUAAGAGAAAAUAAAUCAUGCCAAAGAAUUUACUUUCUGUAUUGGUUACAGAUUGGUUUACAUGAUAUUCUAUUGUAAAAUGAUAAUAAAUUUUGUAUGCAUAAUUAGAAGUAUUUGUAAUGGAGAAUAUUUCUUAACCUGUGAAUAUCUCCCCAAAAAUAUCUUAAUUAUUUCCUUAAUUAGAAGGUUUUCUAGUUGAAUAA
Molecule: messenger RNA, 2370 nt
Organism: Cannabis sativa
Lineage: Eukaryota; Viridiplantae; Streptophyta; Magnoliopsida; Rosales; Cannabaceae
Product: transcription factor bHLH130
Exons: 6
Coding region: 649-1830 (393 amino acids)
Biological process (GO): regulation of transcription by RNA polymerase II
Cellular component (GO): nucleus
Molecular function (GO): protein dimerization activity; DNA-binding transcription factor activity, RNA polymerase II-specific; RNA polymerase II cis-regulatory region sequence-specific DNA binding
Source: RefSeq, a predicted model, not a curated record